AUGUGGCUAAAUUAUAACAAUGUUACGACAUUAAUUACUGCACUUAACGAAGAACCAUUUAAACCGUUAGAUCCAAGUGAAUUGGAAAUUCGUCAAAAAUUUGAUAAAAUAAUACGGUCUAACACAUUACGUUACUCAGUUUUGAUUGCGUCAUCAUGGACAUUCAUGAGUUUGAUGUCGUUGCUCACAGACUUUAAACACAGAAAGUUAACAUAUAGAGAAUGGGUACCGUACGAUUAUUCGUCUUACAUGAUGUUUUGUGUUACGUAUGUUCACCAAAUUCUGAGCACGUUUUAUUGUGCUAGCGUGAAUGUCGCCUGUGAUACCCUCAUAUGUGGUUUCUUAAUGCAUGUAUAUUGUCAAAUUGAAAUCUUGGAAUAUCGCUUGAAGAAGAUUUUAAGCGAUCAAAGCAUUUUGGACUACUGCGUACGCCAUCAUAACAGUAUAUUUCAAUUUGCGUGUUCCGUAAAUGCAAAAUUUUCGCAAAUAAUCGGAUUACAGUUUAUAAUAAGCACAUUGAUAAUAUGCUCUAAUUUGUAUCAACUGAGCCAAUCGUCAUUGAACGCAGAUAGUAUUGGAUUAAUUGGAUUCACGUGCUGCAUGUUAACAGAAAUAUUUCUUUAUUGUUGGUUUGGACACAAAAUAAAAUCAAAGAGCGUUCAAGUGGCAGAUAGCAUUUUCCAAAUAAAAUGGCCAUUGCUGAAUAAUAACGUCAAAAGUAAUCUCCUAAUAAUUAUGAAACGCGCUGCAGUACCUAUCGAAUUUACCACUGCACAUAUCAUCAGUUUGAAUUUGGAAUCUUUUGUGGCGCUGCUCAAAACAUCGUACUCCGCUUACAGUUUGUUAGUACAAGUACAGGAAAAGUAA
Trachymyrmex cornetzi is the source of this 867-nucleotide messenger RNA. Its product is annotated as odorant receptor 4-like. Gene Ontology annotation, molecular function: odorant binding; olfactory receptor activity. NCBI's taxonomy places the organism in Eukaryota, Metazoa, Arthropoda, Insecta, Hymenoptera, Formicidae. Gene Ontology annotation, biological process: detection of chemical stimulus involved in sensory perception of smell; sensory perception of smell. Gene Ontology annotation, cellular component: plasma membrane. The transcript has 5 exons. The record is from RefSeq and is a predicted model, not a curated record. The coding region runs from base 1 to 867 and encodes 288 amino acids.